Messenger RNA from Sphenostylis stenocarpa, 360 nucleotides. NCBI's taxonomy places the organism in Eukaryota, Viridiplantae, Streptophyta, Magnoliopsida, Fabales, Fabaceae. The record is from the annotation of a GenBank genome assembly.
AUGGAGGGUUUCAACUGCAACAGAUCCAGGUGUCAUGGAAAUGGGCAAGUGAUGCAGAUGGAGAGGUGCUACGGAGGAGCACCAGCAGCAAGGCCUUAUGAUAUCAGCUCCUACAGUCUUUCCUAUUCUCAAGCUCAAAUGGGCUCAAACAACAAGGACUUGAAGAUGAAGAAAGGAAAAAGGAUGUCAAGGGCCUCUAUUUCCAAGUCUUGGAGCCUUUCUGAUCCUGAGUUUCAACGGAAGAAGAGGGUUGCCAGCUAUAAAAUGUAUUCUGUGGAAGGGAAAGUCAAAGGGUCCUUUAGCAAGAGCUUUAGGUGGGUCAAGGAUAGGUACUGGCAAGUGGUUUAUGGAUGGUGGUGA